Messenger RNA from Electrophorus electricus (electric eel), 3751 nucleotides. RefSeq names its product activated leukocyte cell adhesion molecule a (gene alcama). The record is from RefSeq and is a predicted model, not a curated record. Lineage: Eukaryota; Metazoa; Chordata; Actinopteri; Gymnotiformes; Gymnotidae. Gene Ontology annotation, biological process: cell adhesion. Gene Ontology annotation, cellular component: plasma membrane.
GCUCUCUCAAAGUGCAGACCGUGCCUGCGCGCUCGCAUUUCACCUGCCUUCCUGCUGCUCCUACUACGUGCCGGCUUUGCCUUCGUUAUCUGCGAUCUGUGAGCUGUAAGGUCGAAACGCCUCCCUCGCCAGUGGUUUGGUACUGACACCCAGAACAAGUGCCAGCGCAGAGCAGGAGAUCGUACACCGGAGAGCCCGGGAUUUGGAGAGAUGAGCUCGCUUCUCUGCGCGCUCGCUGUCUUUGCUGCCGCGAUGUUCACUGCAGUGAGCGGCAAGCAGGUGGUCACUGGAAUGUACGGGGACACCAUCACCGUGCCCUGCAACAAUGGCAACAACAAGCCAUCGGAUCUGAUCUUCACCAAAUGGAAAUACCUGAACGAAGACAACACCUCAGGAGAUCUCUUGGUGAAGCAGGCUCAGAAGGAAGAGGCCAAGAUCAUAGCCACGAACGGCUAUAAGGAUCGCAUCAGUAUCACGCCCAACUCCAGCCUCCUGAUCAGAGACGCUGCCCUCCUCGACGAGAAGAUCUUCAUCUGUAUCGUGGUGUCCCUGGUCAACCUUAAUGAAUACCCUGUGGAGGUGGCAGUGUACAAAAGGCCGUCAGCACCCGAGAUCAAGAACAAAGCAAGUCAACUGGAAAACGGCAAACUGACACUGCUGGGAGAGUGUGUAUCUGCAGAUGCGAACCCACCAUCAGAAAUUGUCUGGCUGAAGAACAAUAAGCCUCUGCUGACUGAUAACAGGACAAUCAUUAUUAACUCCUCCAUAAAGAAGGACCCCUCCACCAGUUUGUCCACCUCCAUCUCCCGUUUGCAGUACAUGGCAGGAAAAGAGGACACGACGUCAAAGUUCACAUGUGUCGCGAGACACGUGACGGGGCCGGACCAGCACACAGCGCCUGAGAACUUCAGCAUUCACUACCCCACUGAGAAGAUGAGUCUGCAGUUCCUCUCUCUGGUUCCCAUUAAGGAAGGUGAUAACGUGACACUGAGAUGCCAGGCAGAUGGAAACCCUCCCCCCACCAGGUUCAACUUCGACCUGAAGGGCGAGAAGCACACAGAAUCCGGCCGGGACAUGAUGCUGGCUGCCGUGAACCGCAACCACUCCGGCGAAUACAAAUGCUCACUGGCCAGCAACGACAAAAUGGUGGCCACAGCGACGCUCAACGUGACCUACCUGGAUCUCUCUCUCAGUCCUACUGGAGAUGUGAAUAAGAAUGUUGGGGAAUCGUUGGAGGUGAAGAUGAAGAAGUCAUCCUCAAGUGAGCCCACGGUGUCUUGGACCAAGGACAAUGAGAAGCUGGACAAACUGCCCGACUUCAGCACGCUGACGUACAGCCAUGCGGGAUUCUACGUGUGCCAGGUGUCCGUGCUGGGAAUCAAGCGUAGCGCCUCGUUCAGGCUGGUGGUGCAAGGGUCCCCUGUGAUUAAGAGUCUGAAGAAACACCGCAGCGCGAAUGGCAAAAACAAGGUGCUUGUGUGUGAGGCUGAGGGCUCACCAGAGCCGGACGUUCACUGGAGCGUCAACGGGACUCACGAUGAGAAAACAUACAAAGACGGAAAGGCUAUCUACAAACUGACCGUUGUGCCCAGUAUGAACCUAACAGUGACCUGCCAGGUCAGCAACACUUUGGGCUACGACAGUAGGGUCAUUAACGUCUCCUCCCUAAUUGAUGAGGAGCAAAAGGCGAAACCAGAUAAAUCGGAAGACAGCGACGACAAGGCCAAGGUGAUCGUGGCUGUGGUGGUGGGCCUCCUUGUGGUGGCAGCCUUGGUGGGCAUCAUCUACUGGCUGUACAUGAGGAGGAGGCAAGGCAGCUGGAAGACAGGCGAGAAGGAGGCGGGUACGUCUGAGGAGAGCAAGAAGCUGGAGGAGAACAACCACAGGACUUAGAGCACCCCGAGGAGCUGGACGUGCAGAGAAGAGAGGCCUUGUCACACUGAAUGUGCUGUACACCACCUGUCUAUCAUCUGAUCCCAGACGCCUGACUGGCCGCGACUCUCCUCUCAGGCAGUGAAUGUGCACAUUACAGAAAUUUGCUGAAUACUUCCAAAAUGUCACACAACCCAGACGAAGAUUCCUGACAAAAUUCCCCACAACCAUCUGCACUGUAGAAAGGAGAAAAAAAAAACACUUUGUGUUGUCAGUUUAGUCUGCACUGAAAACCUGAGUCUGAUUUUGUGUUCCUGGUGAAUGCUCUUGUUUUAUGCGCAUUGGUGGGUUCGGCUCCCCCCUGAUCUUUUUAGCAAAAAAAAGAAAAAAGAAAGUAAAUUCACUGUACACUUUUUGGGCCUUUAUAAAUGUGUCAAACGUGAGCAUGUUCUCUUUGCUCAAAGCUGAGAUUACCGUACAAUUCAGGUUUAGUUAAUGCGGGACUGAGAAUAGUCUCUCUCCUGACUUAAUCUGCUCCUGUGAAGCCUGCUGGAUUGUGGAAGGACUUCACUGACUUCACUGCUGUUACACUCCUCUCAGUUCACGUCCUGUUUGUCCUUUAUGUUCAUCGGGUGAGCCGGCCUGCUUUUGGCUGCUUCCAGCCCUGUCCAAGUUCGAUUUUAUUCCUGAAAGUCCAGAAGAUGAGCUGAUUUUUGUUUCCUUAGUGUUUAAAGCAUAUCUGAAUAGUAGACGUAGCGUUAGGGUUCUGUCUCUGUAGGCCGAAGCUGAAGAUGUUUGAAGAUGAAGAUGGUAAACGCAGGGACUUAAAGUUUCUUUUAUCCUUCAAGUUACAGCCCUGCAAGAAGGCUUUUCCAGGCUUAGCCUCCUGGGGGAAACACUAAUCUACCGAAGGCGGAUGAUGUGGGGAGAAAAAAAAAAACCCCGCUAAGUCCAAAUAGCAGAUUGCGAUGUUACCUUCACCUUUUAUGAGCAUCUCCACCCACAUGCUACAGUCACAGCAUUUUGCAGCCUGGCACUCACAGCCUCCACAUCUCCUGUUAUUUAUUUAUUUUAAGAAACUACAUAAAAAGAUAAAAACGUAAGUUGAGCUUCUCUGUUUGGCUAAAGCCCAAGAUGGAACGUCUCAGUGGUGGGGUUGAGACUAUGACGUUUCUUACGCUGUCCGCUUGUUGAGCCCGUGUGGGAUUUCUGCUGUCCAGCAGAGCUGGUCGUCCACGCGUGCUUUCAUACAUCAGCUUUCCUCAGCACUGGUUAAGAUACGUUCCAACUGCCUGGGGGAGGGUUUCUUUCCUUUGUAUUUCUUCAUCUUCUGAUUUAGCAUCACACGCUGUAGCUUUUGGCUCGUGGUAGAUGUAGACAUAGUUCUGUUAACCGUGAUCUGAAGAGGUGUGUUGUAAAUAUGACUGCUCUUUGUGUCCAGCUUAUGUUCUGGCUAUUUAUAUUGUGUGAGAAUGUGAGGUUCGCUGCAUAUCUGUCCGGGCACUAGUUAGGCAACCCCAAACCCACACUUCCUUCUGUACCUUCAAAAUGUAUCAUUUCCUCCACUGCAGGGUAGUUAGGAGCUGUUUGGAGACAUUUAAACACGUGUUCCGUUUGAAUUGGUUUUUAUUGUAUCUGUGGAGUCCAUAAAGGACAUUUUGUUAAAAAGUACUGAACAUUAAAGGUUUUGGGCAUAAUUGGAACUCUGUCUCCUCCACAUGUUUAUCCUAAACUUUGUCUCCUCCAUAUGUUUAUCCUAAACCAUCAGGGCAGCAGUGAAACCAAAGAGGGUAAAUGAAAAGGUGGCCGUAAGUGUUUGUAAAUACCGACUUUUGGUUUUGUACUUUUGUUGAGAAUAAAGUGUACAUUUUGAAGAAAA